Messenger RNA from Arvicola amphibius (Eurasian water vole), 2452 nucleotides. RefSeq names its product cilia and flagella associated protein 45 (gene Cfap45). The transcript has 14 exons. The record is from RefSeq and is a predicted model, not a curated record. The coding region runs from base 1 to 2382 and encodes 793 amino acids. NCBI's taxonomy places the organism in Eukaryota, Metazoa, Chordata, Mammalia, Rodentia, Cricetidae.
AUGCCGUGGGGACCAGGGGUCACCUAUAUCAGGAAUUAUCUGCCCCCUCCCAUCUACCCAAGGAAACAGGGGAGCCUAUUAGGGAGACUUGAAAUAAUGAGCUUUGUGGUCAGAGGUCCAGUGUCUGCGGGUGGAGAGGGCUUAGUCUUCUUCUUUGGAAAGGGCCUGUCAAAGAGGUGUGAGGAAGAGACCAAGGGAUCAGCAGGGGCAGACAGGCCAGUACCACUCAAACCUGAAUUGGGCAUGUGGAGGAAGGGAGAGGUCAGGCUUGGCAAGAGGUACAGGAAGUUCAGCUCUGCGGCAGCCACCUCUCUAGUUAAAUGGAGAUCGGGCUGCUUUGGAGAGGAACAGACAAGAGCUCCUGAGGCGCAGACCCUGGAUCCUGCCUUCUGCAGGUUUCCUGCUCAUGGCGGCCUGACCUUCUUAGACCUCCCUCAGAUAGCCCCAUUUUUACCGCCAGCAGACAGAAACCACGGCGACCACCGGGACAAUACCCGAGAGGUGUGCUUUCAGGACACUCGGAUGUUUAUUGAUCCCAAAGGGCUCUGUUUGGUGACUGUGGUGGGGUUGCCAGGGGAACCAGCCUGUGCAACUUCCUGGCUUUGGCGUUUUCCACCCUCCUUGGCCUUAUCUCAGCAUCCGCCACCCAGUCCAGGGCUGUGUACUGGUCACGUAGAAGGGGAAGCUGGUGCCAGGCAUGUCCAGGACUCCCAGGGAACAUUGGCCCAACCACUAAGUACAGGGGACGCCUCAAGCUCCGCUUCCACUGCUUCCAACAGGUCACGGAAUAGGACUCGCUAUCGGACCAAAGCCGUGAACUCGGAGGUAGAUGAGAGCCUUUUUGGAGGUGUCAAGCCUGCACCCCAGGGCAGGAGUGACAGCCCCAUCGUGCUGCUCCGUGAUAAGCAUGCUGUCCGGAAAAGUCUCACUGCUCUGGGUCUGGACCACAAGCCAGAGACAAUCCAACUCAUCACCCGAGACAUGGUCCGAGAGCUCAUUGUUCCUACAGAGGACCCCUCUGGGGAAUCCCUAAUCAUCAGCCCUGAGGAGUUUGAGCGGAUCAAAUGGGCAUCCCAAGUCCUGACCAAAGAAGAAUUGGAGGCCAAAGAGCAGGCCUUCAAGAAGGAGAAGGAAGCCAUCUUGGAAGCAGUGACAAUCCGCAAGAAGAUCAUGAAGCAGAAAGAAAUGGCCGGGAGCAACAACAAGAAGCUGAGUGACCUGGAGGAGGUGGCCAGGGAGCGGGCCCAGAACCUUCUGCAGAGAGCCAGCAAGCUUCGCAUGGAGCAGGAGGAGGAGCUUAAGGACAUGAGCAAGAUUAUUCUGAAUGCCAAGUGCCACGCAAUCCGGGAUGCCCAGAUCCUGGAGAAGCAGCAGAUACGAAAGGAACUGGAAGAGGAGGAGAAGCGGUUGGAUCAGAUGAUGGAAGAAGACCGGCAGAAAUCCCUCCAAAGGCAGAAGGAUCGGGAAAAGAAGAGGAAGGAGGAAAGAAUACGGGGAAAACGGCACAUUGUGGAACAGAUGAAAAAGAACGAAGAGGAGCGAUCGCUGCUUGCAGAGCACCGUGAACAGGAGAAGGAGCAGAUGCUGGCCUAUAUGGAGCGGCUCCAGGAGGAGGAUUUGCAGGAACUGGAGCGGAGGCAUCAGGAGAAGCUGAAGAUGCAAGCGGAAAUCAAACGGAUCAACGAUGAAAACCAGAGACAGAAAGCAGAGCGGCUGGCACAGGAGAAGCUGGCAGACCAGAUGGUGAUGGAAUUCACCAAGAAGAAGAUGGCUCGAGAGGCAGAGUUUGAGGCUGAGCAGGAAAGACUCCGGAGGGAGAAAGAGAAGGAGAUUGCCCGCCUGAGGGCCAUGCAGGAGAAGGCCCAGGAUUACCGAGCAGAGCAGGAUGCCUUGCGGGCCAAGCGCAACCAGGAGGUUGCAGAUCGAGAAUGGCGCCAAAAGGAAAAGGAAAACGCGCAGAAGAAGAUGGAGACCGAGGAAAAGCUGCGCAAAAGCCGGCUGGAGCAGGUGGCUUUCAAGGAACACACGUUGGCCGUUCAGGUGCAGCGGGACCGAGAUGAGUUCGAGAGGAUCCUUCGGGCUCAGAGAGAGCAGAUCGAGAAGGAGAAGAUGGAGCAGGAGAAGAAGGCCAUGGGGUGCUUACAGCAUGCCAACGAGCUCCGACGGCAGGUGCGUGAGAACCAGCAGAAGCACGUGCAGGACCGGCUCGCUACCUUCGAAGAGGGCCGGCGCCUCAAGGAGGAAGCCCAGAAGCGCCGUGAACGCAUUGAGGACAUCAAGAAACAGAAGCUGGAAGAGCUGAGAGCAACCGGCCUUCCCGAGAAAUACUGCAUCGAAGCUGAGCGCAAAGCCAACAUCCUGCCGACCACUUCUGUAAACUGAAGGGGAGCAUCUAUGGUCUUUGGGGGGGAGGGCACACGUUCUGCCGGUCCCUGGGGCAUCUACAGUUGCU